AUGAGACCAAAGAUUUUCGUCACGAGAAAACUGUUUGGCAAAGCUCACCAUUCUUUCAAUGAUGUUGGCUAUGACAUAACGGUUUAUUGUUCGUUUCAGCGUCCUUGGGGCUGGACAAAACUCAAAAACAAAUCGAUUAGCUUAAUCAAUGGUCUAUCGUUUACGGGCAACGUACGGACAUUGGCACAAUAUUCUCAUCAAAAUUUACUCUCCCCUCUCUCUUUUUCGCUUUCUACCUCUCUCCCUCGCUCUCUACUUCUUUCUCCGUCAUUCCCUCCCUCUCUCCCUCUUUCUAUCUCCGUCUCUUGCUCUCUCUCUCUCUCUCUCUCUCGUCCUCUUUCUCACUCUCUCUAUCUCCCUCACACGCUUUCUCUUUCUCUUCCUUUUUCUCAUUCUCUCUAUUUUCGUAUCUCCUCUCUCAAACUAUCUCGCUCUCACUCAUGUACUACUCCUUCUCUUCUGCUCCCCCGGUCUCUCUCUUCCUCUCUUUCUUUCGCUAUCACUCAUAUCCCUUGCGUUUUUGUCUAUCUAUCUAUCUAUCUAUCUAUCUAUCUAUCUAUCUAUCUAUCUAUCUAUCUCUCGCUAUCUCAACUGAAAUAUACCUGUUUGUCUCUCUCUUUCUCUCUCUCUCUCUCUCUUUCUCUUUCUCACUCUUUCUAUUUCCGUUUCUCCUCUCUCAAAAUAUCUCUCUCUCACAUGUACUCCCCUUCUCUCUCUCGACCGCCCUCGGCUCUUCAUAUCUAUCUAUCUAUCUAUCUGUCUGCUCCAUAUCUAAUAUAUAAUCGGUGGGGUACUGUUCCAUGA
Messenger RNA from Acanthosepion pharaonis, 804 nucleotides. Lineage: Eukaryota; Metazoa; Mollusca; Cephalopoda; Sepiida; Sepiidae. The record is from the annotation of a GenBank genome assembly.